Neurospora hispaniola is the source of this 1506-nucleotide messenger RNA. Its product is annotated as glycosyl hydrolase family 61-domain-containing protein. Gene Ontology annotation, molecular function: cellulose binding. The transcript has 2 exons. Gene Ontology annotation, biological process: carbohydrate metabolic process. The coding region runs from base 185 to 1234 and encodes 349 amino acids. Gene Ontology annotation, cellular component: extracellular region. Lineage: Eukaryota; Fungi; Ascomycota; Sordariomycetes; Sordariales; Sordariaceae. The record is from RefSeq and is a predicted model, not a curated record.
CCGAAGGCCUAGAAUCUCAAAGACGUCGAGGACGGCGGAUGGUAGACGAGUAUAAGUGCUGCCAAUUCCCGUCACCUUCUCGAAUUUUCAUUCCAUUGUGACACCAACCAACCAGCACAACGCCCUACCUUAGUCACUCCUUAACAACGCCCUACCCAUAGUCACUCUUUAACAACAGUCCAACAUGAAGACCGGAAGCAUCCUCGCGGCCCUCGUGGCCUCGGCCAGCGCCCACACCAUCUUCCAGAAGGUGUCCGUCAACGGUGCCGAUCAGGGCCAGCUCAAGGGCAUCCGUGCUCCUGCCAACAACAACCCCGUCACCGAUGUUAUGUCCUCUGACAUUAUCUGCAACGCUGUUACGAUGAAAGAUAGCAACGUCCUUACUGUUCCGGCUGGUGCCAAGGUUGGACACUGGUGGGGACACGAGAUUGGCGGUGCUGCUGGCCCCAACGACGCUGACAACCCGAUUGCUGCUUCUCACAAGGGUCCCAUCAUCGUCUACCUCGCUAAGGUCGACAACGCCGCCACCACCGGCACCUCCGGGCUCAAGUGGUUCAAGGUCGCCGAAGCCGGCCUCAGCAAUGGCAAGUGGGCCGUCGAUGACCUGAUCGCCAACGACGGCUGGUCCUACUUCAACAUGCCGACCUGUAUCGCUCCGGGCCAGUACCUCAUGCGUGCCGAGCUCAUUGCGCUGCACAACGCCGGCUCGCAAGCCGGCGCGCAGUUCUACAUUGGCUGCGCCCAGAUCAACGUCACCGGCGGCGGCAAUGCCUCGCCUUCCAACACCGUCAGCUUCCCCGGUGCCUACUCGGCCUCCGACCCGGGUAUCCUCAUCAACAUCUACGGCGGCAGCGGCAAGACCGACAACGGCGGCAAGCCGUACCAGAUCCCCGGCCCCGCGCUGUUCACUUGCCCCGCUGGUGGCUCUGGUGGUUCCAGCCCUGCUCCUGCUACCACGGCUAGCACCCCCAAGCCUACCUCGGCUAGCGCCCCUAAGCCUACCAACGGCAGUGGCUCGGGUACCGGCGCUGCUCAUAGUACAAAGUGCGGUGGUUCCAAGCCUGCUUCCACUACCAAGGCUAGCACCCCCCAGCCUACCAACGGCGGUAACUCGGCUGUUCGUGCUGCUGCCCUUUAUGGACAGUGCGGUGGUAAGGGCUGGACUGGCCCUACCACUUGCGCUUCGGGCACUUGCAAGUUCUCGAACGAUUGGUACAGCCAGUGCCUCCCUUAAAUGGGUGAAGUUGGUCUGAGGUUCUGCGGUUGAAGAAAGAAUGGUGGUGGUGGUGGUGACAGCGAAGUGCCAAGUGUGGUCACUUCAGCCUGAGUUGUCGGGAUGAAAAAGGGUCCUGAUAAUUCGGAUAAAACAGAUGGGAAUUAUUUGGCAUUUUUGGGGGGGUGAAUUAGCGCUUGCACAUACUUUGACGACAUACUUCUACUGUAUAUAUCUUAGCAAGUAUAUAAACACCACUAUUGAACAUAUGGCAUACGUACCGAGUCCCCGAG